Molecule: messenger RNA, 5005 nt
Organism: Mugil cephalus (flathead mullet)
Lineage: Eukaryota; Metazoa; Chordata; Actinopteri; Mugiliformes; Mugilidae
Gene: prdm11
Product: PR domain containing 11
Exons: 7
Coding region: 347-3541 (1064 amino acids)
Molecular function (GO): protein binding
Source: RefSeq, a predicted model, not a curated record
GGUCGGAGCGGAGCCGCCUCUCGGUGCUCUGUGUCCGGGCUGCAGCUUCUCGUGCUCUCGGUGAACUUUUAAUUCUCGCGGACUCGCUUUCUUCCGCGUCUCAUGUCAUUUCCUGUGAUAGAAAUGGUGGCCACGGCCACAGCUCGGAGAGGCCACCGAGUCUCUGCACACAUUUAACCGCAAACCAGCGGCCAGGCCGGGCCGGGUCGGGCCGGGGGUCGGUGCGCUGCGGCCGGGAGGGGCUCGGAGCUUCACCCGGGAGACACGCACCGUGUCCCCGCUGCGUCUCCGCUCAAGAGGUUUGUGAAGUGGACGACGUGCAGGAUUCUACCAACAUGAUUCCACCAUGAGUGAGCAGCCGACAGACCUGUGGUUCUGUGAGGAGUGUCAGGACUAUUUCCAGGAGGAGUGUCCGUCUCAUGGGCCCCCACUGUUUGUCCCUGAUACACCCGCAGUCCCAGGGUCGGUCAACAGGGCGGUGCUCACGGUCCCGACGGGGCUGGAGGUGUUCACAGAAGGAGACGAGGUGGAUGUUCGCUGUGUGGGCAGGACCUUCCCAAAGGGGGCAGUGUUUGGUCCCUACGAGGGGGAGCUGGUGUCUAAGGACAAAUCAUCUGGCUUCUUUUCUUGGAUAAUCGUUGAUUUGAACAACACGUACCAGUCGAUCGACGGCAGCGAUGAGACCAAAGCCAACUGGAUGAGGUUCGUCCGGACCUCGUCGGAGGAGAGCGACAGGAACCUGACGGCGUUCCAGCGCGGUAAAAACAUCUACUUCAGAGUCUGCCGGAGGCUGCAGGCCGGAGACAAGCUGAGGGUUUGGUACAGCGACGACUACAUCCAACGACUUCACUGCGUGUCCCAGGAGAGCAUCGACCGGAACCUGGACACGGAUCCCAGGAAGCUGCCCAACCUUCAGAAGGACUUCAAGUCUCCUUGUCAGCUUUCAGCUCUGCAGGGUAAACUCUUCCCCUCCAAGCAGCCCAGUGAAGAACCGGACAGCCAGCCCCCUGCCAAGAGGAAGAAGAUCGACCUCAUCUUCAAAGACGUGCUAGAAGCUUCUCUGGAGGACUCCAGCAAACCCCGGUCCCGGCCUUGCCUCCCCAGCGAGUGCAAAAUAGCGGCGCAGAGGUUUGAUUCGUCAUCUGAGAUCGGCUUCAAUGUCCCCGACCUGAAGGUGGAGGAGAAAGAGGAGGAGAACCAGAGCAGCGAGGAGCCCUCCACCUCCUUCUGCCCCAACUGUGUCAAACUGAAGAGGAGGAUCCUGGAGCUGGAGGAGGAGCUGUCUCGUCUCAGAGGUCCAGCAACGUCUGAACAGACCCGAACCCAUCACGACCAGGCCCCACCUCUCCCUGAGCAAGGCCCCAUCGAGGACUUCCAAGGGAUGGAGCCUCUGACGCCCUCUCAGGUGGUUCUGGAUGAAGACGACCAGGAUGUGGACUCAGCCGAUGAGUCACUUGUAGCAGAUCUGGUCAUCUCCCCAGAGGACUCGUCAAAGCUUUCUUCGGGAGGAAGCCGACGGAUUCGACGCUUUAAGCAGGAGUGGCUGAAAAAGUUCUGGUUCCUGCGCUACUCGCCGACCUUGAAUGAAAUGUGGUGCCACGUCUGCCGCCAGUACACCGUCCAGUCAUCUCGCACCUCGGCCUUCAUCAUUGGCUCCAAGCAGUUCAAGAUCCACACCAUCAAGCUCCACAGCCAGAGCAACCUCCACAAGAAGUGUCUGCAGCUGUACAAGCUGCGCAUGCAUCCGGAAAAGACAGAGGAAAUGUGCAAGAACAUGACGCUGCUGUUCAACGCCGCAUACCACCUGGCUCUGGAGGGGCGGCCCUUCUCCGACCUCCGCCCGCUGGCAGAGCUGCUGAAGAAGUGCGACCUCAAAGUGGUGGAUCAGUACAUGAACGAAGGUGACUGUCAGAUCCUCAUCCACCACAUCUCCCGGGCUUUAAAAGAGGAUCUAGCUGAGAAGAUGCGCCUCUCUCCCUUCCUGAGCAUCAUAAUGGACGCCCAAAACGACGACCUGUUCUCAGACCUGGUGGCGGUUUACGUUCAAUUCACGACCAAUGAGGGCUCCCCCAACACAGAGUUCCUGUCCUUGCAGAGACUGGGCAUGGCCAACGUGGAUGGCUACCUCCAGGUCAUGGAUCGUGCCUUUGGCAUCCUGGGCCUCAGGUUUCAGGACUUGCUGGUCGUGGGUCUCGGGGUGGACGGCACCACCAUCUCUUCGGCAAUGAGAGCAAACCUGUACAUAGCGGUCCAAAAGACCUUCCCCUGGAUCCUGUGCCUUCCCAUCAUGAUCCAUCGGCCUCAUUUAGAAGUGCUGGAUGCCAUCAGUGGGAAGGAGCUCUCCUGCCUGGAGGACCUGGAAAACAACCUCAAGCAGCUCCUCAGUUUCUAUCGCUACUCGCCUCGCAUGAUGGCCGAGCUACGAUCCACCGCUCCAACGCUGUCAGAGGAGACAGAGUUCCUGGGAGACAUCAGAGCCAUUCGAUGGAUCAUUGGAGAACCCAACGUCCUGAACGCUCUCAUCAAAGAUUACCUGGAGGUUGUAGCACAUUUGAAGGAAAUCAGCAGCCAGACGCAGAGGGCUGACGCUGCCGCCAUCGCUCUCACUCUCCUCCAGUUCCUCAUGGACUAUCAGUCAGUGAAACUCAUCUACUUCCUGCUGGACAUCAUAGCUGUUCUCUCACGUUUAGCCUUCACCUUCCAGGGAGAGUACUUGCUGGUGUCGCAGGUAGAAGCUAAGAUAGAGGAGGCCAUCCAAGAGAUCGGCCAGUUGGUGGACUGUCCCGGAGAAUAUCUGCAGGAGUUUGAGGAAAAUUUCAGAGAAAGUUUCAACGGUGUUUCCCUGAAGAACCUACGUGUUGCAGAAUCCAAGUUCCAGUCCAUCAGAGAAAAGAUUUGCAACAGGAGCCAAGGCAUCCUUUCUCAGAGGCUGGACGUGCAGAGUCGCUCAUUUGCCAAAGCCUGCAAGGUCCUGGACCCGUCCACAUGGCCUCACAACCACGACGACCUGCAGGCCUACGGGGAGGAGGAGAUCCAGAUCAUAUUCAACCACCUGGAGUCGGUUCCCUCUUCAGGGCAGGACGGCUCUCAAGCCCGGACGGUGACCAGGAGCAGCCUGGUGGUGGAAUGGAAGGAUCUGAAAGCAGACUACUACAGUAUGAACGGCUUUAAAGAGGUCAUUGGUCACAUCUGCAGGUACAAGCAGCGUUUUCCUCUACUGCACCGGAUUGUGCAGGUGGUGCGGGUCCUGCCCAGCUCCACGGCCUGCUGCGAUAAAGGUCGAGGGUCUCUGCAGAGGAUGUGCAAGAACAACCGGUCCCGUCUGACCCUGGAGCAGAUGAACGACCUGCUCACCGUGGCGGUUAACGGGCCGCCCAUCGCUAACUUCGACGGGAAGCGAGCGCUGGACAGCUGGUUUGAAGAGAAGUCUGGAAACAGCUUCUCGCUCUCAGCGGAGGUGUUGAAUAGGAUGUCUACGUCUGAUCAGAAGUCUGUCCUGCACAGUGUGGAUGUGAACACAGAGUUCUACCCUGACGUGUGACCGGGAAACCCAGGACUGCACUUUUAUAACAGGACAAUGCAACGAAUUUACUCACAUAGAGGCUGAAAAUAUAAACUAGGGUUUAAUCGUCAUCCUCAUUCUUGUGUUUAGGAGGAAAACUGAGCAUGCAUGGACAUUUACAGAUUUAUCUUUCAGUAACUACAGUUCCCUGGCUGCACUCGAGCAGCCUCCCACACACUGAAGGGAUGUCUGAAAACUUCAUGGAGAGUGGAAAUAAAUAGAAGGUCCUCAGUUAUACUGGUCAUAGCACAUUCAAAACCAGCUGAAACAAGGACAACUGGACCUGGAGUUUGUUCAAGACGUCUUAAAGAAACGUUACGUCUUCCCUAACCUUAACUGAAUGUCUUCAGGAAACUCAAGUUCAGUUGAACUUGAAUUAAUCUUUUAUUUUAAAGAGAUACAAAAAGAAUGUGUCAUUGGAUUUGUUUUUAUUUUACUGUUGUUGUUCAUAUUAAGAUGUGAGGCCGUUUUUCUAAAAUGUCUUAGCGUGUUAGGGUGGAGGGUCCUCAUAAAGAUCCCAGUGUCUCAUAAUGCUGCACAUUAUGAGACACUGGGAUCUUUAUGAGGGGUCAGGGUCCCGCUGUGGCCGACUGACUGAGUGUUGUGGGACCGAGGGCCUCUCUGCUCUGUUUGGUGUAAUAAUAACACGGUUGUUGUGACAGUAACAGGCCGUCUCACAUCAGGAACAAUCAGUUAGUGUCAAACUGAAGUCAGUGGCUCUGAGCCGCUCUCUGCUUCAGCCAAUCAGCCGCUGGGAUAUUCACUAACCCAACAGACAAGGCUUUAUAUUUCUAUUAGAAAUGCACACAGCCCUGCUUCACGCUGUACAUACAGGACUAACUGUACAUUUUGUAAAUGCUUUUUGAGCCCGUUUUUAAGGAGAGUAUUUUUCUCUUGAAUUUGAAGAUUGUGCCAAACCGGUGGAAUGCUGCGACGCCACGCUGUCCCUCGCCACGCAUCUUUAAAGUUUACUGCAGCCAGCGAACACACCUGAAACGAGUUUAUCUUUCUGCCUGGAUGUUCAGCAGAAUCACUUCAGACUUUCAGCCAAAGCUUCAGACACAUUUUAAAAGCUGCAUGAACAACUGAUGCUUUCAGCACCUUAUUGUGAUUAUUGUCCCGACGUCUGAUGGUGUUUAAUGCACAAAUAAAUGAGAUGGUCACUUUGUUUUCACCAAAUGUUUCUGAACUUAGAUUUUUGUCCGUGACUUUAAGCAAUGCUUUGAUAUUUCUUAUUUCUUGAUGUUGAUACGAGGAGGAUAUCAUCCCGGGAGUUCAUCUUUACGUGACUCUCUGUUUCUGGUUCUCGUCUCUGAAGGUUUUACUUUUUAUUUGAGAAUGAAAGAAAUAUGUGAACGUGCUAUAAAUCAGACACAUGGGCAUGGAAUUGCUUCUAGUAUAGACCAAGAAAUAAAUAAAUGCAUAAAUACAUUUUGAAAAUGA